CGUAGCCCCUGAAACGGGUCUUUCUGGGAAGUAUAAGACCCAUGAUGGAGUCAUGAACCCUGAGAGUAAGAGAUUAGAAGGUCAGUCUGUUGACAGAGUCCAGCUGCAGAGAGCAGGCUCACCUGUACCCACCUGUCUGUCUGUGAAGAGUGACGAGUCAAUGGAACUUCCACUACAUCUCAAAGCAGGACCUUUUCCUAUUCUUCUAAGAGACCAGGUGAAGAGAUCAGACUCACAUGUACCAUCGAUUAUGAGUGAUUCAUCAAUGGAUCCUCCAUAUCACUUCAAAGAAAGAACCUUUCCUAUUGGUCAGAGGAUUGAGAUGGAGAGAGCAGACUCACCUGUACCCAGCUGUGUGUCUAUGAAGAGUGAGCGGUCAAUGGAUCAUCCACUCAAAUUUGGGGGAGACACAAACACUGAUCAGAGAGUUCAGCUGGAGAUAUCAGAGACAGUGAUGCCCAGCGGUCAGUCUGGCCAGAGCCACCAGAUGAAUUUGUCAUCCAUAUUCAAGUUGCUUGAAGACAUGCUUAUCCAGCUGGUGCAGAACAAGCUGAAAAAGCUCCAGGGUGAUCUGAGUCAAGAUUACCCAGAAUGCUUUGAGAGUCAGCUGGAGGAUCCUGAUGUCCUGGAUGAAGUCUACAAGAUGCUGGAGAGCUGUGUCAGAGAGGGGGCAGGGAAGGUCAUAGUGCACAUCCUGAGGAACAUGAACCACAAGGAUGCUUCUGACACACUGGAGAGAAGUAAGUUUCAUUGUGUACUGGCAUCCAAUCUCAAAUGCAGUCUGAAAAAGAAGUUUGAAUGUGUAUUUGAAGGCAUCGCAAAUCAAGGACACACUUCAGAUCUUAAAAAAAUUUACACAGACCUCCAUAUAACACAAGGGGGGCAUGGAGAUGUUAAUAGUGAACGCAAGGUGGAACAGACUGAAGAAACAUUGAAGAAACCAAUUACCCAAGUGACCCAAAUUGAAUGCAAUGACAUCUUUAAAGCAUUACCUGGACAAGACAAACAAGUCAGAACUGUGCUGACAAAAGGGAUUGCUGGCAUUGGAAAAACUGUUUCUGUGCAAAAGUUCAUCCUUGACUGGGCAGAAGGAAAAGCCAAUCAGGAUGUUGAUUUCAUGUUUCCUCUACCUUUCCGAGAGCUGAAUUUGAUCAGGACAAAACAGUACAGUUUGAUACAAGUGCUUCACCACUUCUUCCCAGACAUCAAAGAGUUUGGAUCCCUUACAAGUGGUUGUUACAAAGUUGUGGUCAUCUUUGAUGGUCUGGAUGAGUGUCGACUUCCCUUAGAUUUCCAGAACAAUGAGAUAUGGUCUGAUGUGACAGAACCAACAUCAGUGGACAUGCUUCUGACAAACCUCAUUAAGGGGAAUCUGCUUCCCUCUGCUCUUCUCUGGAUCACCACCCAACCAGCAGCAGCCAAUCAGAUCCCUCCUGAGUGUGUCCACCAGGUGACAGAGGUACGAGGGUUUAAUGAUCCACAGAAGGAGGAGUACUUCAGCAAGAGGUUCAGUGAUCAGAACCUGGCCAGCAGAAUUAUCACACACAUAAAGUCAUCAAGGAGCCUCUACAUCAUGUGCCACAUACCAGUCUUCUGUUGGCUUGCAGCCACCGUGCUCGAACAAAACAUUAGCGAGUCAGACAGUGGAGAAAUCCCUAAGACUCUGACUCAAAUGUACACAUACUUCCUGCUUAUUCAGAUUAAGAUGAAGAAUCAGAAGUAUCUCACUGAGCAAGAGAGAGAAAAAGAUAAGUUGUCAGACUCAGACAAAGAUGUUGUUCUGAAACUGGGAAAGCUGGCUUUCCACAACCUGGAAGAGGGCAAACUCAUCUUCAGUGAGGAAGACCUGAGACAAGUUGAUAUUGAUGUCAGUGAGGCUUCACUGUUCUCUGGAGUGUGCACAAAAAUCUUCAAAGAGGAGUUUGGGCUGUAUCAGAGUAAAGUGUAUAGCUUUGUGCAUCUGAGUGUUCAGGAUUAUCUUGCUGCUCUGUAUGUGUUUCUCUCAUGUGGAACACACAACAAAAAUGCAAUGGACAAAGAUAAAUUCUGUUCACCAAAAAGUCAAAAGUUAUUCAGAGAAAUGUCUUUAACUGAAUUGCACAAAUGUGCUGUGAAACAAGCUUUACAAUCUGAGAAUGGACACUUGGACCUUUUCCUCCGCUUUCUUCUUGGCCUCUCACUGGAAUCCAAUCAGUCUCUCUUGCAAGGGCUACUGAUGCAGCCAAGAAAAUGCUCAAAGAACAUUAAGAAAACAGUCCAUUACAUCAAAAAGAAGAUCAGGAAGAGUGUCUCCCCAGAGAGGACCAUCAAUCUGUUCCACUGUCUGAAUGAACUGAAUGACCAUUCUCUGGUGGAGGAAAUCCAAAGUUACCUGAGCUCAGGAAGUCUUUCAAGAGAAGACCUCUCACCUGCACAGUGGUCAGCUCUAGCCUUUGUUUUGCUGACAUCAAAAGAGGAGCUGGAUGUGUUUGACUUGAAGAAAUAUGUCAGAUCAGAUGAAGCUCUUCUGAGGCUGCUGCCAGUGGUCAAGGCCUCUCAAACAGCUCUGCUGGACAGCUGUAACCUCAGUAAUGAAUGCUGUGAAGCACUGGCCUCAGCUAUCAGCUCAAACUCCUCCAGUCUGAGAGAGCUGGACCUGAGUGACAAUGACCUGCAGGAUUCAGGAGUGAAGCUGCUCUCUACUGGACUGGAGAAUCCACACUGUAAACUGGAGACCCUGAGGCUGAACAGGUGUAACCUCAGUGAAAAAUGCUCUGAAGAGCUGGCCACAGCUAUCAGCUCAAGCUCCUCCAGUCUGAGAGAGCUGGACCUGAGUGACAAUGACCUACAGGAUUCAGGAGUGAUUCUGCUCUCUGCUGGACUGGGGAAUCCACACUGUAAACUGGAGACACUGAGGCUGAACAGGUGUAACCUCAGUAAGAAAUGCUGUGAAAUACUGGCCUCAGCUGUCAGCUCCUCCAGUCUGAGAGAGCUGGACCUGAGUGACAAUGACCUGCAGGAUUCAGGAGUGGAGCUGCUCUGUGUUGGACUGGGGAAACCACAGUGUAAACUGGAGACACUGAGACUGUCAGGAUGUCAAAUCACAGAGAGAGGCUGUGGUUAUCUGGCCUCAGUUCUGCAUUCAAACCCCUCACACCUGAGAGAGCUGGAUCUGAGCUACAAUCACCCAGGAGACUCAGGAGUGAGAGCGCUCUCUGCUGGACUGGAUGAUCCCAACUGUAAGCUGGAAAAACUGAGUGUGGAGCAUGGUGGUGAGUGCAGGAUCAAACCAGGUCCGAGGAAAUAUGCCUGUCAGCUGACACUGGACCCCAACACAGCCCACAGAAAGCUGGCACUCUCUAACAGGUGCAGGAAGCUGACACGAACAGGAAACGAGCGGCCUUAUCCUUACCGGCAAGAGAGAUUUGAUCACUGGCCCCAAGUGCUGUGCAGAGAGGGUCUGUCUGGGCGCUGCUACUGGGAGGUUGAGUGGAGUGGGGCUUCAGUUCGUAUAGGAGUGGCAUGUAAAGGAGUCAGCAGGAAAGGAUGGAAGAAUAGCAUGCUUGGGUGCAGUGAGAAGUCCUGGUGUUUGUACUCUACCCGCGACAGUUAUGCUUUCUGGCACAACAAGAAGACAACUACCACACUUUUCUUCACCUCCCCCGCCCACAGAGUAGGAGUGUAUCUGGACUGGGCGGCCGGCACUCUGUCCUUCUACAGCGUCUCCUCUGACACACUGACCCUCCUGCACACAUUCCACACAAAAUUCACUGAGCCCCUCUAUCCUGGGUUUAAUGUUGGGUUUGACUCCUCAGUGUUACUGCGCCAGCUGGAAUAGACUCCUGUGUCCUGGAGGAAUACCUGCCUCCCCAGUGUCCCUGAUCCAGCUGGAAUAGAUUCCUGUGUCCUGGAGGAACACCUGCAUGCUUUGGGACGUCACACCCCUGCUUAAGCUCAGCUGUGUGAGGAAAUACAGAUGAAUGGAAAAAAUGGCAUCUGGGCACCUACUAGCAGCUAACCAGCUUGCUAGCUAAAUGUUUGGACAUUUUUUUCAAAUCUUCAAAUCUGAAUAUCCACCUGCAUUAUAUUAAGUAAUCUUAACCUGUCUUGUGUGUGUUCACCCAUGUCUAGCUAAUGAGCUAGUAAUGACAACAAAUGUCUGUCCAGCACAUUUUCAGUGUUUUCUUUUAAAAUGUCUAUAUGCAGGAGACUCAAUUAUUUGUAUGGCAUAUGACAAUAUUGUAUAAACACUCAUCUUUCUGCCAAAUGU
Messenger RNA from Megalops cyprinoides (Indo-Pacific tarpon), 4249 nucleotides. RefSeq names its product NACHT, LRR and PYD domains-containing protein 3-like. Lineage: Eukaryota; Metazoa; Chordata; Actinopteri; Elopiformes; Megalopidae. The transcript has 13 exons. The record is from RefSeq and is a predicted model, not a curated record. Bases 53 to 3817 code for a protein of 1254 amino acids. Gene Ontology annotation, molecular function: protein binding.